CUUCUUCGGCUACUUCGUCGCUAUUCGACUUCUCCACGAAGGCGUUCCCUUUUCCUGUUGGAUCGGAAGUUACGACAUUUUGAUCGGAAGCAAUGACAGGAGCUCGCUCGCUGUGAAGGUAACUUUCUCCCUUUCGCGCGCUUCUUCGGCCAAAUCCCGUAAAUCCGCCGAAUCAGAGCAUUUCGGAAAUCCGGGAUACCACGAAAAGGGGUAAUUUUCCAUCUACGGCAGAUUUCAUCUACCGUGAGAUUUGGUUUUGCAUUUUAGGCCGUUUGGUCGGAUUUCGCUCAAAUUCGCCUGAAAUCCGGCUUCGAAAGAUGUCAUUUUUGCCGUUGGGCACGAUUUAGGUUAAAUCCUGCAUCCAAACUGCCCGAAAUGAACCCAAUCUUCAAAAUGCAUACAAGGAAAGCUUCUUUCCCUUUCCUCUUCCUCUUCUUCUUCGCUGCAAUCCUUCUCUACUUCUACCACUACAACUCUUCCAUCCAAGUACCCCAAUCUAAAACCACUAAUCACUUCUACUUCAAUCACCAGAACCCUAGUCUUCUACAUCACAACUUCUCUUUCACAGUCAAAGUUCUCACCUUUAACCGCAUUGAAUCCCUCCGCCGUUGCCUCCGUUCCCUCGCUACAGCAGACUACGCCGGCGAUCGUGUUAAUCUUCACGUCUUCGUCGACCAUUUUCGCGCCAUCAACGGCUCCGAUGCGCUGGUGGAUGGGAAGCUGGAGGAAUCGCGCAGGAUUCUGGAUCUUGUUGACGGGAUCCAAUGGGUCCAUGGGGAGAAGCUCGUUCAUUACAGGACGGGGAAUGUUGGAUUACAGGCACAGUGGUUGGAGGCGUGGUGGCCAGUCUCCGACGAUGAUUUUGCCUUUGUUGUGGAGGACGAUCUAGAGUUGUCAGCGCUCUACUACAAGUAUCUCAAGGCUAUCAUUCUGAAGUAUUACUAUGACUUGUCUAACUACAGCCCGUUGAUCUAUGGGGUCUCCUUGCAGCGACCGAGGUUUGUUGCUGGUAAACAUGGAAACAAGUUACAGUUGGAUAGGGAAACACGCCUUUUCCUCUACCAGAUUGUGGGUACUUGGGGCCAGCUUCUUUUUCCAAGACCAUGGAAAGAGUUUCGGUUCUGGUAUGAUGCACAUAAAGGAAAGGGCUUAAAACCUACUUUGCAAGGCAUGGUGACAACAGGCUGGUACGACAAAAUGGGUGAGAGGAUAUGGACUCCUUGGUUUAUUAAGUUUAUCCAUGCUAAGGGUUACUACAAUAUCUACACUAACUUUCUGCAAGAAAGGGCCCUCAGUAUCUCUCACAGAGAUGCAGGAGUAAACUAUGGCAAAACAGCUGGUCCUGAUUCAAAUUUGCUGGAUGAACAGCCCCUUGAUGUUAACAUUUGGGAAAUGCAACCUUUAAAAAAGUUGAAAUGGUAUGAUUUUUGCUUUAGAGAAGUUCUCCUUUGGAGAUUUGUGAGGAGCUAUGGUGAACUUGGAUCUGUUCUUGGCUCCAUGCAGAUACGAAAACCUGUUGUAAUUGUGAGCUUGUACAGAACCACAAAUAUGAUGGCCAAAAAUUUGCUUUGUCAUCUUGAGAAGAUUAAUACAAGGAAUGUAAUCUUCAUUGGUGGGAAGUUGGAACUUAUCAGAUCUCUCUCCCAAAGGGGAUAUGCAGUCAUUGAUUCAGAAAAGUUAAUUAACAGCAUUGGAAGUUACAAAUUGGUUGGUUCGGAACCAUCGAAAACCGAUAAUAUAAUGAAAGAGAUCCUAGCAAAAUCCAUUGUUGUUAAAAGAUCUCUAGAAUUAGGCCAUGAAUCUUGGGUGAUUGAUGGGAACUUUCUUCCUCUGAGUGACUUUUUCUCUGAGCUUCCUCCUGAUCCUACCUGUAGUUUUUUCUUUGCAAAAAGUUUGGAAAUGUUCUUUGUGAGGAAAUCUCAACUAUCUUUGAAGAUUUGGGUUGAUGAUUUUAUCUGGAAACUUGUAUCAUCUGCAGCAUCUGUAAAAGUCAGCAAUUUGGUCUCUGUGGACUACAAGCAUUUUGCAUAUUUUGCUAGAAAGGCCUUGGAAGAUUCUGGAAUUCUCAAUGUGUGUUCAUUUGAUGAGUUGAGGAUUGGUGUCAAAGUAGGUACUGAUAUGUUGAAUAAAACAUAUCUAAAUGGCUCCAAGAUGGUAUUCUGGUCUGAGAAUCUGGAUCUGAAUUCUACUCAGAGAAGGCUGGACUACAUGAAAAUGUGGCUGAUAGAUGAAGACCAAUCUUGUGUUUCUGUUAUGUGCCACCAACAAUAAAAUCAGACUGAGAAUAAUUGUUCUUAGGCCUUCUUUAUCAAAAAUAAAUUCCUUCUCAUGGUUCUAAAGCUUCAUCUCUCUGACAUAUUUCACCAGUCUUCAUUGUUCAGGAUCAACAUGAUUGAGAAUUUCUACCCUUUACUAUGAACACUCUACUUUUAUGGGCGAGUAACUAAAGGAAAGAGAGAUUAUUCUGCGCCGAUAUCAGACAUGAAGAAUUGUUUGAUUUUGUAUGUGAAAAAUAUGCAGUUCACUGUGAUUUUACUGUUCACGGAGACAAAUCGGACGGUUCUAUCCAUCCGGUGUCCACACAGAAUAAUUUCUCCUAAAGGAAAAGGUUUAUACAGAGGAAUACGUUAAGACAUGUAAUAACAACUGAGCACUCAGUGGGUUAGCAAGUUUUUUUCAAGGACAAGUUGGCAACUUCUGCAACAAGGCUUAUAGUUCUUAUUUGGCCUGUGAGUUGGGGCUUAGAGUUACCAUGGUUGAAGUCUCAAACUCAACUUGAUGUGAGUAUUAUGUUCCUGAUUGGUUUCCAUAAUAGCAAAUAAUGGUGCAGAUCAUUCUGUGGAGUGCCAUUAUAAAUUUUACUUGUAGUGAUUUACCAUGGAGUGGAGUACUCCUAACCUUAUUGUAUAUAGGUAAAUUUUUGGUUUGAGUGUA
This is a messenger RNA of Dendrobium catenatum, 2934 nucleotides long. RefSeq lists its product as uncharacterized. The record is from RefSeq and is a predicted model, not a curated record. Bases 376 to 2271 code for a protein of 631 amino acids. Lineage: Eukaryota; Viridiplantae; Streptophyta; Magnoliopsida; Asparagales; Orchidaceae. The transcript has 3 exons.